Aplysia californica (California sea hare) is the source of this 7445-nucleotide messenger RNA. RefSeq lists its product as uncharacterized. NCBI's taxonomy places the organism in Eukaryota, Metazoa, Mollusca, Gastropoda, Aplysiida, Aplysiidae. Gene Ontology annotation, cellular component: cytoplasm; nuclear envelope. The record is from RefSeq and is a predicted model, not a curated record.
AGAAAUUGUAGUUUUCAUUCUGUGAAUAUUUGCCUUUUAGCGGAAUCGAUCUGAUAGGCAAACACCGUUCACUUUCAGGCUUACCUCACGAUUCAAUAGCAUAAUAUACAAGUUUUCCAAUGACAUUAUCCCAGUACAGAUCGAGUCCUUAAAGUGUUAGCUCACAGACCGAGCCUUUAAAGUGUUCGGUUAGCUCAAAGCCCGUUCCUUGGGAGGAGAAACGGCCAUUACGACAAGAUUUGCAUAAACACAUGAACUCUGCGUCGCGUUACGAUGACUUGGAGACGGCUGAGGUAUCGAGUAACAUUCUGUCGUGUACGGGCUCUGCUGUGUGGUGGUGACCAGAGAAUGUAGCUCGUUUUUUGUUGGUUGAGUUCGUUGCUCCUCGUGCCCCAGGAAGGAUCUCUCGUGUGGAUACGUGGAUGAGGGAAAUGAAAAAGGCUGUUAGAUUCCGUGAUCUUGGCUUGAUUCAGGAAGAAGAUGGGCAAGGGGAAAUAACUCUCAGCGUCCCACAGGUACCUGUUUCUUCCCUUGACCCCAAAGUGGACACCGCCACAGCCACCCCAGCAGAGGGUCAAGGGGUCAAGGAGGCGGACAACAAGCCAGUGUCCUGCCCGUUUGGGGAUCGCAUCGCGCGCGAGCGAGUGCAGAAGGAAGAGAAAGAGAAUAAAGAUUCUGAUACCGCGGAGGUCGAGAGCAAGGGGAGUGAGGAGGAGAAGAAGUUUCCCCAGAAUAUCAUCCAAAUCCAAGCCCAGGAGAAAGAGAAAUCUGCGAAAAGAAGGACGACAGCAGGUGUUAACCCGAACGCUGGGAAAGAGAGAGGGACGUCGUUCAUAAUAACGAGGAAUUACUUGUGUUCGUUCACGGAGAACUCAAUCAAUCUCCAGCCAGGAGGUCUUUAUAAGAAGACGAUCGAAGUAAACAGGGCGUCUCCUAAUCAGGCCGCCACUUCCGGACAAAUACUUGUCUUACCCCCGUCUGUUUCCGCGGAUUUUUCGGACUCUCGUCAAGACGUCAGUGAUCUUCCCGGUCAGAAUCCAUAUCCACAGGAGCAGUAUCGAGCUUCGCCUGAUCAGCUCACUUCAUUGCAAACUCAGUUUUCAGUAAAUCCCCAAGAUCCAGUUAAACAACAGGAGCCAACAGUCUACCGCCCUGACCCUGUCCUUUCAAGAACAGUCAACCCUCAUUUGGCGCCAAGUCUCCAGCUGUAUGGCAGUGCUGCCUACAACUUGAAACCCACUCCCCAGGAAUAUUUAUCCAAACAAGACGUUGUUUCAUCCAGCAGGGUCAACCAGUACCUUCAUCGGUCUCCUGACUCCAAGUGUCUGAACCAAGUUAAGGAUCUGUCCGUACCCCGUCCAGUUCCAGAAACUGUGAACAUUUCUGACAUUUCAGUUAUUCACCAGGAUUCAGAGGGAGAAACAAGUGGACUCGUUGACGAAUCUGAAGAAAACCAGCCGUCUUUACAGUUCUUGCGAGAAAACUUUGCCCCUCCUGUUCCAAUAUCAAAGACAGCACUAUACCAUAUAGGAGAUACAUCUACUUCUUUAGACAAGACAACUUUUCAAACAACGGAAGCACCUCCACAGAUUACACACUCAAUCAGCACACCUUCCCAGAGUACUUCUUUACCUUGUCUGAGCACCCACCAACCACCCGCUGUUCUACUUCCUAGACCACCUAGUUCCCCUUCGCCUUACUCCUCAGCAACCCAUCAGCAGGCGAGCCCUCCAGACGCCACGAAAAUGAGUUCCCACAUGCAUUAUGUGGGCGCGAACACGCAGUACCCGUCCGCCACCCAGCGGCAAGGGGGACGUGCAGGCACCAUGAAAAUAUCGUCCAGCAUGAAUCAUGUGAGCGGAAACCCAGGGAAUUACAUCACACUGUCCUACCCAUCAGCCACCCAACGGCUGGCGAGUCCUUCAGAUGCCACGAAAAUGAAUUCCAGCAUGCCUUACGUGAGUGGGAAUACGAUGAACUACCCAAGCAUCUCCUCCCAGUACCCGUCAGCCACCCAGCCUCAGGUGAGCCGCCCAGGUGCAACAAACAUGGCGUCCAACAUGAGUUACGUGAGCGGGAACCCGGGGAACCCCUCGAGCAUCGCCAUGACCUACCCAUCGGGGAACCAGGUGGCUGCGAGUCCCCCAGUUGCCACGAACAUGGCGUCCAACAUAAAUUACGUGAGCGGGAUCCCGGAGAAUUACACAAUCUCCAUGUCCUAUCCAUCAGCCACUCAGCCGCAGGCGAGCCGACCAGACGCCUCGAACAUGGCGUCCAACAUGAUUAACGUGAGCGGGAAUUCGGAGAUCUACACCAGCGUCUCCCCCAUCUCAAUGUCCUAUCCAUCAGGCAUCCAGCCAGCAGCGAGCCAGACAGACGCCAUGAACAUGGCGCCCACCAUGAGCUACGUGAGCGGGAACCCGGGGAACCUCACAAGCAUCUCCACGGCCUACCAAUCUGGCAUCCAGCCAGCGGCGGGCCCUUCAGGCCCCACCAUAAUGGCGUCCAACUCGAAUUAUGUAGGCGGGAGCGCAGAGAUUUACAGCACCAUCUUCCCCACCUCCCGAGUUCAAGAAAAGGAGGAGCUUCAGCGUCUGAAUGACAGAUUCUCUGCCUACGUGGCCCGAGUCAGACAGCUGGGCCAACAGGCCAACAACGUGGACACGUCCGCUUUCCUGCAAUCGACCAAAAUCCUGGAGGAUGAGAUUGCCAACCUCAAGAAUAUGUACGAAACCGAGCUGGAGAACUUAAGGAAAGAGAUCGAGGCCAGCGCCCAUGAGCGGCACUCACUGCACAACCAGAAUAACAAGCAACAGAAGAUUGUGGGCGAACUCCAGGACAGAUUGGCCAUUGAGACUGAGAAAUCAGCCAAAUUCAUGGAUGAGAUCAACCUCUUGCAGCAAAAGUUAACCCUUUUGGAAGGGCACUUAAAGGAAUUUCAGAUUGCAGCCCAGAGGCCUAAAGAGAAUGUGGACCAGCUGGAGAGGACCAUUGAGAACCUAACACGAGAAGUGGACCAGUGGAAACACAGGUAUGAACAUGAGCAAGUGGCCAGGCAAGAGGCAGACGGGCGAGCCCAACAGUUUAUGAAGAAAAUGGAGUUUUCAGAACAAGUCCACAACCAGCAAGCCUCAGACUACCAGUCCCGACUGGACACAGCCUCAGCCAGUAUAGUUAGCUUGGAGGCUCGCGUGCGAGAGUUGAGCGUAGCGGACGUGAGUGUGACUGAGAUGCUGAAGCAAGUGAGAGAAACCGCUGAGACGGAACUGAAGAAGUUUCAAAUAGAGUCGGAGGAACAGUACAACAGAAAUCUUUCUGCUCUCAAAGCUCAGAUUGACAACGAUGCUGACUGUUUACUAAGGUAUCAGACCGAGAAAAGUGAGCUCAUGGGGAAUAUCGGAGAACUGCAGGCCAAGAUCCGCAACCUGGAAGGCCAGGUUAUCAACUUACAACAUCAGAAGCAGACGUUGGAAGAUGCUGUUUCUGUGGAGAGGAACAGAUCUGCCGACAACAUACAAGGCUUGGAGAGAAAGUUGCGAGAAGUUCAAGAUAUACUGGUGGUCAAGAUGAGAGAGAUUACCAAUGCGCGAGAGGCCAACAUUCCUCUCAAGGCUGAGAUCGAAGCACUGAAAGUCAUUCUGGAGGAGGAAGAGAAGAGACUGCGGGUUCCCCUGGGUAUUGUAUCGGCUCAGGUCAUCCCGACCAGCGCUCCGCCACCUGUGACCCCAGUUCUAAUGACCUCAGCCUCGAUGACCUCCGCCCAGAAGGUCCCCUUGGUCCAGCGCCCCCCCACCCCUGUACAGCAGUCUCCUGCUCCUGUCCAACCGACUGUGGCCUCCGUCCAGCCAUCUCCAGCCACUGUCCAGCAGUCCCUCGCCUCGGUCCAACAGCCGCUUGUCUCUAUCCAGUCUCUCCCCCCUAUGCAACCCCCUCUUCCCCCACUGAGUGCGCCUGCUGGGUCAGGCCUGACCUACCCGCUGUACCCGUACAUUCCCUCCCCGCCACUGGACACAUUGUACAUCCCGGAGGCUCUGCAGUCCAACGAAGAGAGUUCGUAUUACGACCCGUACAUCCAAGGCUUCUCCUUGCCGAUGAGCGGCCCACGCUAUCAUUAUGAGACCACGCCCAGCAUCAACAGGCUGCAGAUGCAGUCACCGCCUGCGAUAAGCCCAAGGGCAAUAGGACCUGUCAGAACCUACUCUGCUCCUGCCAAUGCCGGCUGUAGUUAUGGAGCCUCGGAGUCAGCCGGGCAGAUUGGGCAGAAAGCUGCAGGAUCAACAAGCAAAAGAAACGUCAAACUGAUCCCUGCAUGUCUUGGCUCGGGCCGAGACUAUUUCGAUGACAUGUUCCAUGACCUUCAAAGCAGCACUCUCUUUUCUAAGCCUCGUCCGAAGAGCAGCCCACUUGAGAGAAUGCCCUCCACCUUUCACGAUUACACAGUGUCGACAUCGAGCGCCAUCGGAGACCUCAAGAUCCUUGAGAUCAACCAAGACGGGAAGUUUGUCCGGCUGGUCAACGAUGGACCCACGGGAACCAAAGAUAUACUGGCGAUGAUGAGAGUUUAACUGAAUUCAACAUGGACGUCAACGGGCCCAGACCGGAUCCUGUCUACUUGAAACGUGAGAAACAACAACGCCUGAGCCUGGGAGCCACCAAACACCCCCACGGCAACAGUCCUUGUGUCGGCGUCCACCCCCAGACUGGACAGCAGCGCCCUCUUCGCUUCGGCAAUGACAACAGCAGCGUCAACAGGCAGUCGCGGACGCAGACCACCAGGCCUGACCCUAUCCCAGGCCAGCCGUACGCUGGAGCACCUGCCCAGCGCGUGGGUAGCGCCCCCUUGAGGAAGAUGGGCUGCAACCAGCCUCCCAUAAUACGAGGCAACGGAACUCUAGCCAACAAAUCGAUGGAACCCGGAGAGACCUGUGAGGGUCCCAGUGCGUUCAUGAAACCCCACACGCGCUUCGAUGCAGGAGUGGACCAAGUCCGGUCGCAGCACCACCACGACUUCCUGCCCCCGAUGCCCCGCCCACCACAGGCAUCUUGGUGAACACCUGGACUCCGGCCCAGCUUCUGGCGGUCCGUCUCUGGCUGUUUCGCUUUCGAUCUGAUGACAGAGUCCUCGGCGCUCGGGGGCUUUGGGAAUGCGUUGUAUAACAGAAGCUAGGGUCGAAAUAGCCGCGGUUCCACUUUUCGCAAAAAGACAAACAACAAACAAAAAUUUUCAAAAGAACGAAAAAGGAAAGAAAGAAAGGAAGUAAGCAUUUCACAGGUUUUCAACAGUUUUAGAAAAUAAUAUGUAAGUUAUUGUAAGCAUUCGGUUGAGUUAUUACAUUUUUAAUAUUGUGUAAACAAUUAAAGUUUAUGCUAAAAAAAAAUUGUGAUUAAAAUGUAUAAUACAUUAUUUCUCGUAUCACGACAGUGCUGAAUGUUCUUUAAAAGAAGUUAAAUAUUAUAAAAUGGAAUAGAAGGAGUACAUACGACGAAGGACUAGUUAACUGAAUUGCAGUCUGCCUGUUGGACUGUCUCUGUUUUAGGGGUCAUAUUUUAAAGUAAUUGAUCUUCCAGUUGAAUGGGACAUCAUUUGGUUCCUUAGAAAAUUGUCUUACUUUAAAAGUAGAAGUGCCAAUUCAUUGACAUCAGAAUUUUGCAAAUGCAGGGAAAAAACACCCCCAAGUUCUAGACACAUUAUGUUAUCUUAAAUAGACUCUUGCUUUCGGAAAACAUUCAGAGAUGCUUACACAUGGACUGUUUGUUGAAAAAUCUGUGAUAAAAAUUGACUUCAUGUUUGUUUUACUCUCUGAAGACGGAUAGAUAUAAUCAUUAUUAUAUUGAUGCUGACUGCUGUAAUAUUAUUUUCUUACAUUUAUGUAAAAAUAUGUUUAGAACCCAUUUUGUCAUUUUUGGUCUGUUUACAACCAUUGCUCUAAGAAAUGGUUGAAAAGCCUGUACUGGGGAGACUUCAUUUUCUUUCUUCUUUUUUUUUUGCGAUCCUUUCAUGAAUUAUUGCUCAUGUAGAUUUUAACCUUUGUUCUGUGAGAAAAAAUGAUUAAUUUCAUAAACCUUUUCAAUGUUUUUGUCUCACGGUGCUUACGAUAGCAUUUUGUGAGAAAUAUCUCAGAUGACAUGACAUCACGGGCUGUCUCAAGACACACACACACAACACACCUGUACACACAUAUAUGCACGUAAAGAAACAAUCAUAAUACUCCAAGAGCAAAGCAAGACACUUACAAAACAAACAAACCAAAAUCAGUUAUAUAUAUAUUGUAAAGUCUAUAUCUAUAUAGGCUCAUGUAGGUAUAAGUGAAACGAUUCAGGCUGUGGUUAUUUUUGUGAUGUGAUCGUAUAUUAUUUUAAUUUAAACAGACAUCUUAUUGGUCUGAAUGAUGGUUAAUAUUUUUAUUAAUUCAAUAUUCAGUCUAUUAACUCACUUGAUUUUAAUGCGACUUCUAUGCAAGAAAAAAUAAGUAAAAUAGUGAGUUAUGUACGAGGUAAAGAUUUGUAUGCUUCUGUAUUUGUAUUAUGAAACAUUUGAUUACAACAACUUGAACAAGGUACCUAUUGUGUAAACCUUUGUACAAGCCGGAAUGAUGUGUGUUACAAGCGUCAUAUACUUCUAAAUUUCAAUUAUUGUUUUUUCGCUGCGACUGAUGAAGUGCUAAUGCAACUCACUAAGAGGGAAAAAGAGAUUAAGAGUUCUACCAGGUUAUUUAUCUCUCUCGCACAUGACUCAAAUAUUAUAUCAUGAUUUUGUGAGUGAAACUAAGUGUGUAUCCAAAGUCUUGAUAACAAAGAAAAUUAUAAGAAUGUCUAUUUACUAUAAGAACAAAAGUAUUUGCUUUUAGAGAAUAGCUCUUAGAGUCUUUCCUUAUUUUGUCACUUUCAAAAUCCACUUUGCUAUUUGCCAGUCAAGAGUCAAGAAUUGCUGAUUCCAGAUCAUUCAAUGUCCAUUCUGAACCAACACACACAUUUCUUCAUUGAAUCAAACAUUUUUCCUGUACUAUUUUAAGUUACUCUCCUUAUGUCACUCUAUGCAUCAAUUGUCAGUUAUUUGUUUUACCAAUUUGUCUCGCUUACUUUAUUUCUAUGGAUGAACUGAAAUUACUCCCUGUGUUUGCUCUAGUUUAUUAUAAAAAUGUUGUCUGUUAAAGCAAUGAGUGCCUUCUCAUUUGCCCAAAACCUGUGACGUAAUUCAAACCGUCCUUGAGCCCAAAAUAUAUUGAUGUGACCUUGUAAUGUUGCCACAUUUAUCUAGUUUUUAAGACUUUUCAUUUUUUAUACACGUUUCCAGUAUGCUAAAAUAGCUACCAAUAAGCCGUCCAACCUUUUAUGAUUUUCUGAUAAAAUGAGGGAAUGAAUAAAUUAUAUGAAUAAUACUUACUAUUAGUGAACUAGCGUCUAAGCAAUUUCUUUUAUUAAAUAAAUCAUCUUGAAAGAAACUG